Molecule: messenger RNA, 3851 nt
Organism: Dama dama (fallow deer)
Lineage: Eukaryota; Metazoa; Chordata; Mammalia; Artiodactyla; Cervidae
Gene: ZNF114
Product: zinc finger protein 114
Exons: 4
Coding region: 210-1526 (438 amino acids)
Biological process (GO): negative regulation of transcription by RNA polymerase II
Molecular function (GO): DNA-binding transcription repressor activity, RNA polymerase II-specific
Source: RefSeq, a predicted model, not a curated record
GUUCCUGGGAGGGAGCAGGCACGGGUGCAGGUCUGGGGAUUCCCUUCCGGCUUGCCUCUACCUCCUUCCCCCGCCACCGUCCACGGUGAGGCGUGCGGAUCAGGAAGCAGUUCCAUUCCUUCCGCCUACCACCCUGCAAACCUCUGGGACUGGAAUGAGCGCUUGCCACCAGCAGUCUAGACCCGUCUAGGAGCCGGUUGUCGGGGGAAAUGGACUCGAUGACCUUCGAAGAUGUGGCUGUGAACUUCACCCGGGAGGAGUGGGCCCUGCUGGACGCCACACAGAGGCAGCUCUACAGAGAUGUGAUCCUGGAGACCUGUGGUCACCUGGCCUGUGUGGAUUGGGCAACUCGACAUCAAACCAAAGACUCGACCCCUCAGCAGAACAACCUUGCUAAAAGGACAUUUCAGGAAGUGAACAGAGCACAUCUGGUGAGCAGCGGUUCCCGACUCUCCGAUCUCAGAGAAGACUGGAUGGCCCAUAGAAAAGAGGUGCCGGGCAAGCAGAGAGGGCGAACAUUGAAACAAGUUGCAGCAGCCCACGAGAAAGAUGCCUCUCCCAUUGGAUUCUGGGAAUAUCCCAAAAUGAGGGACAUCUCUAACCCUGGCCAGAAGAUUGUGCCAUCACAGGGAGAUUCCACAAGAAAACAUAACCCAAGACGUAACUCAGACAUCUUGAAACAAAUUCUCCUCUUACACAGGAAUCAAAAAAUCUUUACAAACAAUGAAGAUGACCAAGUCAAGUGGCAGGAAAUGCCAUGUAUUCCACAUGCAAGAACUCAAACAGAGCUGAAAUCAAAGGCGUGGAUGGAUCAUCAGAAUGACCUGCUUCAUUUGCAGGCUGAAAUGUACAUGGGCGUGAGCAUCCACAAAUACUGUCCACGUGGGAAAGCCUUAGGGGGAGACAUCUCCCUUAGGACACGAGGGAUGCCCCUGAAAGAGAAACCUCGUCAUUCUCAUCAAUGUGAAAACACCUUCCUAAAUAACUCUCUCCCUGCCGGGCAGACGCAACCUUACGAGGCAGAGACAAAUAAUGAGAAUAAUCAAAGUGGGAAGACAUUUGUCCCUGUUCAGAGUUCCGAUUCACACAGGAGAACGUCAAUGGGAGUGAAAAGCUAUAAGUGCAGGGACUGUAGGAAGGCCUUCGUGUAUCAGUCGUUCCUUAUGAGACACAUGGAAAUUCACACGGGAGAGAAGCCCUACACAUGUGAGAAUUGUGGGAAAACCUUCAGAUAUAUCUUACACCUUAAUAAACAUAUGAGAAAUCACAACCUGAAGACCUUUGAAUGUCCGGAAUGUGGGAAAAGCUUCAACAAGUCCUCAAAGCUUAAGGCACAUGUUAGGAUUCACACUGGAGAGAAACCCUAUAAAUGUCAGGAAUGUGGGAAAACCUUCGAUAAGUCCACAAAGCUUCAGAAACAUACUAGGAUUCACACUGGAGAGAAACCCUAUAAAUGUAAGGAAUGUGGGAAAAGCUACACUUAUUCUUCAAGUCUUAAAACCCACCUGAAGAGGGUCUGCAGAUGAAAGGAAUGGGGAGAAGCCUUCAUUCAUUUUCUCAAAGUACUGAGUGCAGAAGGAGGACGUGAUGGAAGGGAGCUCAGUGAAUGAACAAAGAUGGAAACGUCUUCUCUGAACUCUCAGAUCUUACAGAGAUGUAAGAUUUCACACUUUUAUUUUUUAAAGGGGAAUAUGGGGAAGCCCUCAGUGUCUCAAAUGUACAGUUCUUGUAAAGACACACUGCAGGACUUCCCUGGCAGUCCAGUGGGUAAGACACCACCCUCCCACUGCCGAGGUUUGAUCCCUGGUGGGGCAGCUAAGAUCCCACAUGCCAUGUAGCAGGGCCGAAAAAGUAAAAAAUAAAACUCACACUGCCGAGGCAUCAUAUGGGAUUAAGGAAUGUGGGUACACCUUACAUACUCAUCCCUCACUUUACACAUGAGACCAAACCCUGGAGAGAGACCUCUCAUCAGUAAUAGAUUUGAGAAAGACUUUAUUUCCCUCUCUUCACAUGCAGGGCACAAAUGAGUCUUAAGCUCAGUCGUGUCUGACUCUGCGACCCCCAUGGACUGUAGCCCUCCAGGUUCCUCUGUCCAUGGAAUCAUCCAGGCAAGAGUACUGGAAUAGGUUGUCAUUUCCUUCUCAAGGGGAUCUUCCCAACCCAGGGAUCAAACCUGCAUCUCCUGCGUUGCAGGCAGAUUCUUUACCAGUGAGCCACCAGGGAAGCCCCUAAUAGUAGGAGAGAAACAGGGUAGAUGUUCUGAUCACUAGCAUUAUCCAUGUCUCUUCCUUCCAUUGGAACCAAAAUUCUGUAUUUGCCACCAUUUCUGAUAAAAUCCCACAAGAAUGCUGAUUACCCCACUGCGGAUCCUUUCAGCUCUGCCACGUGAGUUUUGAGCUGUAGGAGCUUCAUAACAUUUCACUGAUGCGUCACUGCACCCGUGUGAAUUACGGUUUGAGCUACGUUUAAUUUAGACUCAGGUUUGCUGUGCUCCGUGAUGCCAUUUCUGUCCAUUGAUUUGACUGCAUUAUGGUCAGAGUAUGUGAUCUUUGUGGUACUGAUAGGAGAUACUUGUCUUGACUUUCAUUUUGGUCUCGUGAUGGGACCAGUUCUGUCAUCGCCUGACCGCAUUCUUCUCAUCUUCUUUACUGAAGGGACAUAGAUUUGUUUUUCCAGAGUUAGCACAGUUGGAUUUUUUUUGGUGGGGGGAGCAGGGGAGCGCCACAUGGCAUGUUAGGUUAUAGUUCCCUGACCAGGAGUCGAACCCACGGCCCCUUCAGUGGAGGCAUGAGUCUUAACCAUGGGACCGCCAGGGAAGUCCCUGUGGAAUGUUUUUAAAUGCAUUUCUCAGGACUUUCCUGGUGGUCCCGUGGUUAAGACCACGCUUCCGCUGCAAGGCUCCUAGUCAGGGAACUAAGAUCACACAUGCCAUGCAGCAAAAAAAAAAAAGAAAGAAAUGCCUUUCUCAGAUUUUCUCAUAUCUGAUGGUGAAUGGAGCUUAUUGCCAGUAAGGAGGGAGGUGGUUUGGAUUCCUGGAGGGCUGUUGGAAAGGAGAGAAUGUUCUUUACUCUCUCUUAACCAAGUCCCCUAUUCUUUCCUUUGUUUCGCUCUGGAAAUGGGAUGAUAUUCCCUGAGUUAGCUCAUGCAACUUGAGGAUCAUUGAAAUGAAGGUCAUGGUCCCAGUAACACAAAUAUAAAUACACAAAAACCGUCAAAUAUAAAUAUACAAUUUCUCACUCUUGUAUUUGAAUGGCAUAUUUGGGGAUUUUCAUGGCUGCAGUAGAUUGCAUGUCUAAAUUUAUUCCAUAAAGCAAAGCCUUAAUUUGGUUAAGAAGCAUUUCAGGGGAGUUUUGUUGUUUGUUUUUUUUAAGUAGAAGCUAUUAUUUAUUUUUAUUUUGUUUUUGGCCUUGCCACACCUGUUGCAGGAUCUUAGUUCCCCAAUCAGGGAUUGAACUCCUGGCCCGGAACAUCCCCGGUGAUGUAGCUGGAAGACUCUGCACUUCGAAUUCAGGGGGCAUGGGUUCCAUCCUGGCCUGGCUGGGGAGCUCAGAUCCCACAUGCUGUAGCCAAAAAACCCUCCAGGGCCCCUGCAGUGGAAGCACAGAGUCUUAACCACUGGACUGCUGGGCAAUUCUGGGGGAGGUUUUAUAACUCAAGAGUUAGAAUGAUAAAGUUAGUAUGUGGCCAAUUUUUUGUAAUUCCUCGUGUGAUUCAAGAUGCUGUACAUUUCUUCGGUAUUGAGUGGGCUCGUCAGUAUUUGAAUGGUCAAGCUUCUUAACAGUGUUUUAGACUGUCUUACUAAUGACAUUUUUACUCACUGAGCAAGUUCAUAAUAAAAUAUCUGGGGCUUC